AACAUUGCUCGAACAGUACAGUACAGAAUACCAGGACUCAGAGGGAGGAACUGCAGAUGUCUGUUUUUCUACUUUUUGUUCGCCUGUUUUUAUUUUUCUACAUGUACGCCAUGACAAUGGUCUCCCAUAUGAUGAAACUUCUUAGGAUAAUUGCACAUUUUGUCCUGCCGGCAUCCUGGUUGAAGUCAACAAGAGAUAUUGUCCAGGAGGCUUUGGCCAAGUACAAUGCUGAUCGUCUUGGUCUGGCUGACUAUGCCCUGGAGUCAGUCGGUGGAUCAGUACUGUGUAGCAGUGAAACUUACUUUGCCAAGUCUGGUGCUAUGUACAGUGUGUUCGGCAUUCCAUUGUGGUAUCAUUCAUCAAAUCCAAGGGAAGUUAUUCAACCUGAUGUGCAACCAGGCAAAUGCUGGGCUAUGGAUGGCACCCAUGGUUACGUUAUGAUUCAGCUGGCCAUGCCAAUUAUGGUUAGUGCAAUCAGCCUUGAACACAUCCCCAAGGAGGUAGCUCCUUCAGGUCGCCUGGAUUCUGCACCAAAGGAUUUUUUGAUAAUAGGCAAAGAGAGGACGACAGACUCCCCAGAUGUUGUUCUAGGCAGAUUCACGUACCAUAUUGACAGGGAACCCAUCCAGGUGUUUGAUAUCAAGGACCCUUACUGCCAGAUGAAAUCAAAUGGCAAUGACUGUCCCAUCAACAGCAAAGUGUUCUUCAUUAUCACCCUCAAGAUCCUCAACAACCAUGGCAACCCAGACUUCACUUGCAUCUACAGGCUCCGUGUCCACGGCCAACCAAUCAAUACAGUACCCAUGGAUUAG
Molecule: messenger RNA, 812 nt
Organism: Candidula unifasciata
Lineage: Eukaryota; Metazoa; Mollusca; Gastropoda; Stylommatophora; Geomitridae
Source: the annotation of a GenBank genome assembly